GAAAGUACAUUUUAUUUUUUGUAUCAAUAACUUAAAACUAUUUAAAACACUCUAAAUAUUAAAAUUAUGCAAUAUCUUGCUGACGGAAUGUUUAAUAACACCACCCGACGAUCCUUGCAAUGGAAAUACAGAAAUGCCAGGCUGCGUGCACAGAAUUCUCUUCACAGCGAGAGGCGGUUCACCAGGGAACUCCAACAGCCCCAGCGCAUACAAUCAAGCAGCAAUUACUGAAAUACAGAGGCCCCGCUAUAUGACACAAUAGCUUCGACUCUUCAAGGGCCCCUGGAAGGCUGUUCAGGAGACAGCCGGGGUGCAGAUAUUUGCCUCUGAAACAUAAAUGAGAUUGAGCAAAGCAUCCUUACUUGCUUAUCCCCGGAAGGUGACUGGCAGGCUGGGCUCCAGAGCCAUCCCAAGACCUGCUGUAGGCAUAUUUUGGUGUCUUUUAGUGCAAGUGGCUGGUACCUGGCACCAACAUUGUCCACUUGGCUCCGUGGCUGUGAGCAAUGGCCAUGGAAGAUCCUGACAGGAAGACUGAAGUGGUGCUGCUGGCCUGUGGGUCCUUCAAUCCCAUCACCAACAUGCACCUGAGGCUCUUUGAGCUGGCUAAAGACUACUUCCAUGAAACAGGAAAAUACAAAGUAAUCAAAGGCAUCAUUUCACCGGUGGGUGAUGCCUAUAAGAAGAAAGGUCUGAUCAGUGCCAAUCACAGAGUGACUAUGGCAAAACUGGCUACAAAAAACUCAGAUUGGGUGGAAGUUGAUGAUUGGGAAAGCUGCCAGAGCGAGUGGUUGGAAACACUCAAGGUUUUAAGGUAUCAUCAUCAAAAGCUUUUAUCUGCCGAUGUCACUAAUAGUCUGCAGGAUGCUGUACCCAUAACAAAGCUGGGACGGAAGAGAAAACAGGAACAAAACAGGCAUGAGCCCAUUAAAAAGAAAAAUCAGAGUCCAGUUGUAAAAAGUGUCCCACAGGUUAAACUGCUUUGUGGAAGUGACAUGCUGGAAUCUUUUGGAGUCCCCAAUCUGUGGAAGUUGGAGGACAUCACUGAAAUUGUGGAAAAACACGGCCUUGUGUGUAUCAGUAGGGCCGGAAACAACGUUCAGAAAUUCAUCUACGAAUCGGAUAUUUUGUGGAGACAUAAGAAUAACAUUCACCUUGUGGAAGAAUGGAUCACAAAUGAUAUUUCCUCCACCAAGAUCCGGAGAGCCUUGCGGAGGGGGCAGAGCAUUCGGUACCUGGUGCCUGACGUGGUGCGGACGUACAUCGAGAAGAACAGGCUGUACAGUGCCGAGAGCGAGGACAGGAAUGCGGGGCUAGUCCUGGCUCCCUUACAGAAACAUGCCAGCGAGCCCAGGAGCUCACAGGCUCUGAACAACUGACUUACUGUCUGCUGUGAAAAAAACUACAUUUCGGUACAGGAAAGUGUGUUUUCUAGGGGCUGGUUGGGGGUUUUCCUAAGGUAAAUAGAGGGGUAAUUCCCUACAUCUGUAGUCAGUAAUGGGGCUUGGUGCACUCAGUGAUUGGACCUACACAACCUUCUUCAAGUCCAGGAAUAAGAUUUUCACAUUUUAAUGUUUUGUCCCAGUGCACUGAAGUGAGUAUAAGAAUUCACAUCGGUGUAUGAAAAUUGCAAACGUAUAAGCAAAACAAAUGAAAAUGUUCUGGUUAGUUUUAACUCAAACUGCUCUGCUAUUUAUAAAACAAUAACACAAAUAUUUUUAAUAACGGACAGUGUCUUAACAAAGUUAUCUGGUUUCAAGAUGUACCAUUUACUUACAGUAAAUCUCUGUAAAAUUUUCUUUCAAUUGUCAACAUGUGGUUCACCUCAAAAAAUGAUUUAGCUCUAUCCUGGAAGGGAAGAAUUUCCUGCUGGCUGAAGUGGUGCUAGGUAUAGCAUGCUUUGAGCUGCUUGCCUUUGAGAUAUGCAGCUGCUUGUUUGCUGUCAUGCAGUUUGCUUCCAGAAAUGUCUUGUACUUUACUUUUCCAUUCAUGUUUCCAGGGCUGUAAUGUUAAUCUCAGUAUUGUUUCUGAUGGAAGGACAAACCUACCUCAGGAACUGGUUUAAAGCCAUUGAUUUAAUAGAUAGAAAUUAAUAAUAGUGUCACUGCACUGAUUCUGAGACACUUGUCCCUUUAUUACAAAUAAUACAUUGAUUUCAAAUAAUAAAGUUUCUUUUACUUAUGAGCCAUAAGUUGAAUAUAAUUAUAUAUAGCCAGAAUUGUUUUCUGUUACUAGAGAGAAAAUGGUAGGAUAUCAAUACUGAUCAUAAGUGAAAUAUUUUUCUUUUCUAGAAAUCAGGUUUUGAAUCUAACAGUGUAUUGUCUAUAUUAUGUGAACAUAACCUAGAGAGGCACUGUGACUGUUGUGGCGAUAGAUUCUACCUCCUUUUAUUUGCUGCCAUCUCAUUUUUGUUUGUAUUAUGUGCCUUAUUAAGAAUGCCAAGGUUUGCAAGCCACUUCUCAUGAAUCAACUCUUUGGAGGUCUUUGUGUGAGGUUCAAGUACUGACUUACAGAAAGAAGGACCACACCCCAGACUAUCUGCAUAACUUAAAUUGAAAUGUUAUAUCUGGACUUUGGCACAGAAUUUACCAAGUACUGACUUCUAUUUGCUUGCAAGACUCAGUGGUAUUGCAACAGUGCUUUACUACCAUAACCUCAGAACACCAAAUUGUGGGUGAAAUGUUACUAUUUGAGUGAAGAGGAAAGAGUAAUUUUCAUUUCUCAGUGUCAUUCCUGGUUUUGUGUAGGUUAGAGAACAAUAUCCAGCUGCAAACAGGAAAGAAGCUUUGACGUCCUGAGUUCCUACUCGCAUGAUUCUGUGAGUCAUAUGGAUCAAACUGCCAGCUCCAAAAAUUGAGCUAAACUUUGGGGAAACUUCUCUGCAAAAUAUUGUCCUUCUUAUUCAGCCUAACACAAGUCAGUAAAUAAAUAAAUGUAGUAGGUAUAGGUGUGUUUCCUCACCUCUAAAUCACUUAUUUCCUCACUUCAAAUUCUCUAAGUCCUUUCUCUUCAAAGUUCAGCAUUUUUUAUUCACUUUCAAAACACAUUGCUGGGUCAUCAGGGAUUUUUGUCACUUCUUUGCUGAAGGUGAAGUCCAACACUGAAGCUUAUCUGCUGUGUCAUGCACUCUGCUGCCUGUGUUCUGCCAAAACAUGUAGCAUCUAAUAAAGCAUCAGUGGGAACAGUU
Molecule: messenger RNA, 3184 nt
Organism: Serinus canaria (Common canary)
Lineage: Eukaryota; Metazoa; Chordata; Aves; Passeriformes; Fringillidae
Gene: NMNAT1
Product: nicotinamide nucleotide adenylyltransferase 1
Exons: 6
Coding region: 504-1376 (290 amino acids)
Biological process (GO): NAD+ biosynthetic process
Molecular function (GO): nicotinamide-nucleotide adenylyltransferase activity; nicotinate-nucleotide adenylyltransferase activity
Source: RefSeq, a predicted model, not a curated record